Vitis vinifera (wine grape) is the source of this 1853-nucleotide messenger RNA. RefSeq lists its product as uncharacterized. Bases 1 to 1797 code for a protein of 598 amino acids. The record is from RefSeq and is a predicted model, not a curated record. Lineage: Eukaryota; Viridiplantae; Streptophyta; Magnoliopsida; Vitales; Vitaceae. The transcript has 4 exons.
AUGAAAAGUGGAGGCAUCACGCGAUUCAAGUUUCAUUUAAUGCAAAAAGACCCGCAUAACAACACCAAAAAGUGUCUGAGAGUGCCGCCCGAAGUGAAAGAAGAGAUACGAUUCCUAGUGCAUGACAAAACAAAAGCAAAAGCAAAGAAAAAUGCAGAUAUUGAAGAAAUUCGUGCUCAAUUACGUGGCACAAUGGGGACUCAUCAUACACAUUUGGUUGACGAAGAUGAUGAUGAUGAAGAUGUUGAGAAUGAAGAUGUGUAUAUGUAUCCGGCAGAUAUGCACCCAGAUGAGCGGGAUGCAUAUCGAUCUGCAGUUCGUGCCUCGAAAGCAUCAGAAUGGGAACGUGAACAAUAUGAGAAUAUUGUAGGAAGCAAACGCAAAACAGGGGAGUCUUCACAGUCUCCUGGAUUACCGUCGAUGAUGCGAAAAUCACAUAGUAUGCGACAUUCGCAACAAUCACCCCCUCUUGCCCCUUCACUUUACAAGUCUUCUGCAGCAAAACAAAAAAAUAUCAAAGAUAUAUUCAAGGGUGGUGCAAUUAAAGAAACGAUGGGACGCUUAAUUAGCAAAUUCUUCAUUUAUGAGAGCGUCGCACCCGCAAAAGCAAAGUCUCAUCACUUCAAGAAUAUGAUUAUUGGUGCACAACAAGCUGGAAUGGGAAUCGAACCUCCAUCUCCAUUUGACAUAAAGAACAAGUACUUGGAAAUGGAGUACAGAGAAAUGGAAGCUUAUGUGAACCAACAAAGAGAAAAAUGGAAGACAUAUGGGUGCACAAUAAUGUCAGAUGGAUGGAUAGGGCCCACGAAAUUAAGUAUUAUUAAUUUCAUGGUUUAUUCUAAAGGGAGCACGGUCUUCCUUAAGUCAGUUGAUGCAUCGAACUAUAUCAAAGACCACAAGUAUAUAUACGACCUAUUGAAGACUGUUAUCAAAGAAGUCGGUAAAGAAAAUGUGGUCCAAAUUGUCACAGAUAAUGGGUCGGCGUUCAUGAAAGCAGGGAAACAAUUGAUGAAGAAGUAUAACUUAUACUGGACUCCGUGUGCGGCGCACUGCAUCGACUUAAUCUUUGAAGACAUUGGUAAAAGACCCAGUGUUAUCGAGGUGAUAAACAAUGCUCGCAAGAUAACUAACUUCAUUUACAAUCAUGGUUGGUUACUAGCACAAAUGAGACUGUAUUGUGGUGGAGACAUUGUUCGACCAGGAGCUACAAGGUUUGCUACCAAUUAUAUUGCUCUUGACAGUCUUCUUAAAAAAAGGGUCGAUUUGAAAAAAUUGUUUAUGAGUGAUGAUUGGGCACAACACAAGCUGAGUCGAACAAAACAUGGACGAGAGUUGGAGCAAUUAUUGUUUGACCAUGCGUAUUGGGACAGAAUGACAAAUAUAGUUUCAUUAUAUGAGCCAUUAUACGUGGUGCUUCGACUUAUGGAUUCUGAAGUUGUUCCCACAAUGCCAUUUGUGUAUGAGCUUAUGCACGUGAUGAAAACGAACCUUACACGUCAAGGAGCUGGAGAUUGGAUGUUCAAAAUAAUACAAGAUCGUUGGGAGAAAACACUAAAACAUCCACUUCAUGCAGCAGCAUACUUCUUGAAUCCAAGAUUUCAAUAUAGGCGUGGAGUUGGUAGUGAUCCAGAACUACUUCAAGCGGUCCAUGAUGUUUUUGCAAAAUUAGAUCCAACUACUGAAUCACUUGGUCAAUUUGGAAAUGAGCUUGUGCUUUUUCGAGAUGCAAAAAGAGGAUUCGGUGAUCGAGCGGCAAUUGCAGCAAGGUCAACCAUGGUGCCCGGUGAGUCUUUGUAGGAAAAAAUUGAUUAUCAUUAUUGUAAAUUCACCACAUAAGUAUUUAUAUGAUUAUC